GGCAGCACUAGCCUGGGAAAUCCGCUAAUGGGUUAUUAUGUCCCACGGACCGUGAAGGCAGCAGGACGCGCGGAAAAAGAAACAAUCAUGGCUGAGACGGUGUCUGACAGUGACGUGCAGCCUAUGAAGCCGCCACCCAAACGCCGACGCAUCCUCGACCCUUCAGCUAUCGUCCCGGUGCCGGUCUACUCCAGCAAGGUGAGCAGCAGUCUGCAGCUGAAGCCGAUGGCUCCCGUGUUUACAGAGAAAGAAGAUAAAGACGAUGCUGCAGACGACAGUUUGUGGUCGCAGUUUUCAUCUCGAGGAACGACGGCAGCCGUCGUCGCCCUCAGUGACUCGGAGGAGGACGAAGCAGAACACGUGGAGAACAAAGCAGAACACGACAAACUAGAAACCAUUCGCUGCCCGUCUCCUCCACCUCCCGAGAGUCCCGUCCAGAAACAGUCCAGACAGGUGAAAAAGAAGAUCAGUGAGAUCGACAGGAGGCUCCGGGCGGUGAACUCCCUCCUGUCUCCGGAGCAUCAGAACAGGACCAGGUCCAGACGCCACCGAGGCCCCCCCUCUCCAACGCUUGAGGAGGAGCAGGACGAUGAUGUCAUCAUAUUAACCCCUAACCCGGGCCCACAGAGUUCACCGUACAGCUCCUUGGUCCGGGAGAUCCCCCUGAAGAUCCGCUGUCGGACAGACGUCCACAAGAUCCCCGUGCUGUCUUCAACGCCUUUAAGCGACGUGUUGGCUCAGCUGUCCGUCAUCCUCAAGGUCCCGCCCCCUCGCCUCCUGCUGCUGAGGGAGGAAGUGGAGUUGCCGACAGACGCCACCGUCAGCAAGCUCGGCCUCGGCAUCGCAGACAUCAUAGCGGCGGCCAUGUCUCUGGGCGAGCCCACGUCGGACUCGGCGCCUUUCUUCUCUGAUGACAGCGAGGCGGAGGGAUCGGAGGAGCAGGGCGGGGCGGCGUCGGCUCAGCGGCAGCAGGAGGAGUCGCCCAGCGGGGUGUCCAGAGUCCGAGCCCUGCUGACCGUCCUCAUCCUCUGCUACAUCAACCUGCUCAACUACAUGGACAGGUUCACUGUGGCAGGUGUUCUCCCAGACAUAGAGCAUUAUUUUGGGAUUGAUGAUGGGAAGUCUGGUUUACUCCAAACAGUUUUUAUCUGCAGCUACAUGUUCCUGGCUCCGUUCUUUGGUUACCUUGGCGACAGGUACAACAGGAAGUACAUCAUGAGCUUUGGAAUUGCAUUCUGGUCCUUGGUGACGCUCGCCAGCUCCUAUACUCCAAAAGAACACUUCUGGGCUCUGUUGUUGACUCGAGGCCUGGUCGGAGUCGGGGAGGCCAGUUACUCCACCAUCGCCCCCACCAUCAUCGCUGACCUCUACGUCAAGGGGAAGAGGACGAACAUGCUCUCCGUCUUUUACUUCGCCAUCCCUGUGGGCAGCGGCCUCGGAUACAUCGUGGGCUCACAAGUCAGUAACAUAGCGAAGGACUGGCACUGGGCUCUGCGGGUGACUCCAGCUCUGGGGCUCAUCGCUGUGUUGCUGCUGCUGUUCGUGGUCCAGGAGCCUAAAAGAGGCGCCAUCGAGGCUCGACCGGAGCAUCACCUGCAGCAGACCAGCUGGCUCAAAGACCUGCAGGCGCUCGGCAAGAACUACAGCUUCGUGUUGUCCACCUUCGGCUUCACGGCGGUGGCGUUCGUCACCGGCUCUCUGGCUCUCUGGGCUCCGACCUUCCUGCUGAGGGCGGCCAUCUUCUCUGGGGAGAAAGGCCCCUGUGUGGAGGGCCACUGCAGCUCCUCAGAAAGUCUGAUCUUCGGGAUCAUCACCUGCGUCACAGGUGUGCUGGGCGUGGCCAGCGGCGUGCAGGCAAGUCGGCAGCUGAGGACGAGGACGCCCCGAGCCGAUCCUCUGGUCUGCGCCGCCGGUCUGCUCCUCUCGGCGCCCUUCCUCUACCUGGCCAUCGUCUUCGCUGAGGCCAGCACCAUCGCCACAUACGUCUUCAUCUUCCUGGGAGAAACCUUCCUGUCCAUGAACUGGGCCAUCGUGGCUGAUAUUCUCCUGUACGUGGUCGUUCCCACUCGUCGCUCCACGGCCGAGGCUCUGCAGAUCGUCAUCUCACAUCUACUGGGAGACGCUGGAAGCCCCUACAUGAUAGGAGUGGUCUCAGACUCUCUGAGGAGGACGGACUCGUUCCUGUGGCAGUUUCGGUCUCUGCAGCUCUCUCUGCUGCUCUGCUCCUUCGUGGCCGUGGUGGGCGGGGCUUUCUUCCUCGCCACCGCCCUCUUCAUCGAGACAGACCGACACCGGGCCGAGAACUACGUCCCCACAGACGACGAGCCGAUCGUCGUUCCAAAGAGCGGCCGCUCCACCCGGGUCCCGGUGUCCAGCGUCCUGAUCUGACCUCACAAACCUGACGGGGGUUUUCCCGUGUUCAGCCUGGUCCUUCAUACGUUUGUGGUUAUUUUAUUUAAUGUUUUUUAGGACUGCGAACGCCGAUCGGACUGUCUGCCAUGCAGAAACAUUUUUGGACGAGUUUAUUUUUAAAUGUUUUGUCUACGUGACUUUUUUUAUAACUUCCGCGGCGUCGCUGCAGGAGCUCGACACCUGGUUGGUCGGGGACGGGACGUUGAAGACGAGCAGCAGAGACUCCGAGGAGACGCAGCAGCUGCUCUGUUUUACAUUUAAUGGGACACUGAGGAGCGACUGACCCGACCGCCUGUAAACAUCAGUCUGAAAGACGAUACGAUCCACAUCCUCAGAGUGACCACGACCACAGCACAGGAGCUUUAUGAGUCUGUUUUCAUAUGUUUGUACAUGUCGCAGCCAGUUUUAAUAUAAACACUAACUUACACUUCAGGUCAUCAGAAGAAUCUUAAACCUCCGGCUUUUUAUUCAGUUACUCAUCUUUUACAAGGAUUACUACUGAUUUUAAUCCUCAUUUAAAAUGUUCCCGUUUUAUUUUAAGGAGCAACUCUGGUUUUCUAUGUGUCAGUGUGGCUCAGUCCGGUUUAGCCCGGCUCAGUCCGGUUUAGCCCGGUUUAGCCCGGCUCAGUGUGGCUCAGUCCGGUUUAGUCCGGCUCAGCCCGGCUCAGUCCGGUUUAGUCCGGCUCAGCCCGGCUCAGCCCAGGUGGACGGGGAGCAGUGUGUCUGUGGGGCAGCUGGAGCUCAGGCUGCAGAAACAUCAUGUAAACAAAAAGCUUUUAAAUGAAUGUUAAUAAUCAAAGUCGUUAACCUCAAAUUAUUUUAGCAAAAUCUUUUUUUGUGACUAUUAAACGAGAAUGAACUUGUCA
This is a messenger RNA of Seriola aureovittata, 3278 nucleotides long. Its product is annotated as protein spinster homolog 1-like. Lineage: Eukaryota; Metazoa; Chordata; Actinopteri; Carangiformes; Carangidae. Gene Ontology annotation, molecular function: transmembrane transporter activity. The record is from RefSeq and is a predicted model, not a curated record. Gene Ontology annotation, cellular component: membrane. Gene Ontology annotation, biological process: transmembrane transport. The transcript is spliced from 19 exons. Bases 28 to 2388 code for a protein of 786 amino acids.